CACACACACACACAGAGAGAGAGAGAGAGAGAGAACACAACCCAACCCCGAGCUCCCAGGACAGGGACAAGGGACGUGUUGCUGGAGUGCGCAGCAGAGCAGAGCAGAGCCAGGCACCGCCCGCUGGCCCUGGAGAUCCUCCAGAGGUGGCAGCCCCCCCCCCCCCACCCCUCCUCACACACCCCCCCCCCCCCCACCCCCGGACCCGGACCCCAAGACAAGUCGACUGCCUUGGCCAUGGCGGACCGCCUGAGCCGAGCCCUGGCGGGGGGCCACCGGCCGGACUCCGGGCGCCGGAGGCUCGGACCCCAGCAGCUGGACUGGCUGGUCAGCUGCUUGGCCGGGAGCGUCGGGAGGAGUCAGGGCUGGGGGUCCAGGCACCAGGACCCCCCUCUCCCUCCCCCUCCCCCUCCCCCCGCCUGCCCGGUGCUGGCGUGCGGCAUGUGCUCGGGGAUGCUGUACGAACCGGUCACUCUCUGGUGCGGCCACAGCUUCUGCAAACACUGCCUGGAGAGGGAGAGGGAGCGGGAGGCCGGGGACAAGCCGACCCCCUGCAAACUUUGCCAAGAGGGGGGGGAGGAAGAGGAGAAGGAGAAGAAGGAGGAGGAGGAGAAGAAGAAGAAGAAGGAGGAAGAGGAGGAGGAGGAGAAGAAGAAGAGAGAGGAGGAGGAGAAGCACCCGCCGCCCGGGGGAGAUGUGGCUGAGAUGGACGCGUACAAAACCAAUGUGGUCAUCAGCAGUUUGUUGACCAAGUGGUUCCCGUCGGAAACCAGAGCUCUGGGAUACAGAUACGAGGGCAACGCUCUGUACAGAACCAAACAGCCCCGCGCCGCCCUCCACAAGUACAACCAAGCCAUCGCGUUAGCACCAAAAGACCAUUUACUGUACAGUAACCGUGCACAGAUUAAUGCAACUCUGAAAUAUUUUGAAGAUGCACUGCGCGAUGGAGACACUGCUUGCAGACUGCAACCGUUCUGGCUGAAGGGUCAUUUAAGAAAAGCUCAAGCACUAGCCGGUCUGCAGAAAAUGGACGAAGCUUUAAGGGAGUAUCUGCUCUGUAUCGCUUUGGAUCCGGAAUGUAAAAUAGCGAGAGUGGAAGCUCAGAAGAUCCUUUGUGAUUUGUUUUCAUCCAUUCCUGAAUAUGUGCAUGAAAGGUUACCCGAUGCAUUAUCUCCACGAGAUAGAAUUAAGGGAACAUUCUUGAACUCUCUGAGUUCCAGCAGCCUUAUUGAAAGGCCACUUAAGGCAAAUUCUGAAAAAGCUAAUUGUGGUAUCACACAAGAAGAAUUGAAACCUCAUUUAUGCAGUAACCUAACUAAGCUAGCCCCAGUGGUGAAUGACAAAUGCCUUUGCCUCAACAAUGAAAAGACACGGAAGAGUUCACCUCCUGAGAUAACCAUGAAUAUAUCUGAAACAGCUAACGUUCGGAAGAGAAAAACUUUUUUUGUUGGAGAAGAUACACCUGGAACCACUGAAAGCCUUAGUAAAUACCUUAAGCAAGAUGCUGGCAGCCAGGGUACAUACACAGAAGAACACAGAGUUCUUUCAGAGCUCGUGGAUCCAAUUGACCUGGAGUGUUCCCUGUGUAUGAGGUUGUUCUAUGAACCCAUCACCACGCCCUGUGGACACACCUUUUGUCUGAAAUGUCUCGAACGAUGCCUGGAUCACAGCCCAAAAUGUCCUCUUUGUAAAGAAGGGCUGCCUGAGCAUCUGGAACUGAGAAAGUACAACAAGACUGUUCUAAUAGAGGAACUAAUUGCUCAUUACUUGCCUGGAGAACUUGCAGAAAGAAAAACUGUCUAUGAGGAAGAGGUGGCAGAAUUGUCAAGUCUAUAUCAAAAUGUGCCUAUAUUUAUUUGCACUAUGGCCUAUCCCACUGUACCAUGUCCACUGCACAUCUUUGAGCCUUGUUAUCGGUUAAUGAUUCGAAGAUGCAUGGAGACUGGAACCAAGAUGUUUGGAAUGUGCCUAAGCGAUCCAGUUAAGGGGUUCGCUGAAUUCGGCUGUAUGCUCGAGAUCAAAAAUGCAGAGCUAUUUUCUGACGGACGUUCUGUUGUAGAGACUGUUGGCAAACAAAGGUUUAAGGUGUUGCAACAUGGUCAGAGGGAUGGCUACACUACUGCAGAUAUUGAAUAUCUUGCAGACCAAAAGGUAGCGGGAGACGAAUAUGCCAAACUGCUUCGUCUCCAUAACUUAGUUUAUGAUCAAGCAUAUACGUGGUUUAACUCACUCAAACCAGUCCUGAAGACUCGAAUUGUAAGCCACUUUGGCUCAAUGCCAGGAAAGGAUGCAGAUCCUCAGGCAAGUCCUAACGGCCCAGCCUGGUGCUGGUGGCUGUUAGCUGUCCUCCCUUUAGAAAAUCGGGCCCAGCUUCCUUUUCUUGCCAUGACUUCACUGCAAGAACGUUUGACCAACAUCCGACGUGUAUUAAUAUUCAUGACCCAUAACCGCUGCCGGUGACACAAGCUUCGACCGGUCCCUGCUCACGCGAAUAGCACCGUAGAACUUGUAGCUGAACAUGUGCGCUAUGAUAAUAAUAACUAUUUUCUACUUUCCUGUUGUAAUGAACCAGUUUCUUGAAAGCCUUCUUUAUCUUCUCUAAUGUAAAGGGUAUAUCUGAAGCACAUGCACAAUCUUGAAGAUUUGGGGAAAGAAUGUUACUGAUAAUAUAACCAAUUGCUGUAGCAUUAACUGGCAGUCUUGCUGGUGACAUUACUGAACGUAUGGAUUUCAGUAUGUUUUUGCUAAAAAAAAAAAUUACAACCUAAAACUGUUUUAAUAUUACCUUAUUUGAAAAUGUAUAUUUUGUUAAAUCUUAAGUAUAUUUAUGAAAAAAGUUAAAAGAUUAUGCAUUAUUAUGUACUGUGAAUUCAGUUUAAAGACAAACAUAAUAAUCUGAAGAAAAUUACACAAACUACAUACAAUUUUGUUACAUAUUCAUAGUUACAUAGUUACAUGGUUCAAAUACUCCUAAAGGAUAUAAAUAAUGUGUUAAGUCUAAAUACAUCUACACUGGGAAUUCACCAUUUUAGGCAUUUGCUCUGUCAUUUUAAAUGGAUUUGAACUUCCUUUUUUUUAAUUCAAGCAUAUGCCAUACAUUAUAUUUCUUUUGAAUUAUAAGGGAAUAAUACUCCUUAAUUUUCUCCCAUUUCCUUUGUUUCCUGGCCCUGGACAGUCUCUUCUCAGGGAUCUGUCAAUGCUAUUCAUGCUCACUGGAAAAGAGGAGACUAAAAGCAAUUCAGAGAUGACUCUUUAUGAUUCUCUAUUCCAUUCCCUCCUUUCUUCCCAAUGGGAAGCCUUUUCAUUUCACCUGGUGCUCACCUGGGUAACUUGAUUAAGAUCAUGGCUUCAUCUCAUCACACUUUGGCAUUGUUCACUGGUGCUACAGACAUACCCUGUGCCAUUGCACUACCAAACAGUUUCUAUAAUGUGAACAAAACACAAGUACUGCAGAUGCUGGAAUCUGAAACAAAAACAGAGCGAGCUGGGAAAAC
Messenger RNA from Callorhinchus milii (elephant shark), 3494 nucleotides. RefSeq names its product LON peptidase N-terminal domain and RING finger protein 3. Lineage: Eukaryota; Metazoa; Chordata; Chondrichthyes; Chimaeriformes; Callorhinchidae. The transcript is spliced from 12 exons. Gene Ontology annotation, molecular function: protein binding. The annotation marks the transcript as partial. The record is from RefSeq and is a predicted model, not a curated record.